AUGACAUCUUAUCCCCUUCCGGAUCAAUAUACAGGAAUGACAGGAAUGGAUCGUGCAUUUCAAUUAUUGAAUUCAGCUGGUUGUUGGUCUGAUCAACCUUUUGAUUCAGUUUCUCGAAAUAUUCUUCUGCAAAUUGCGACCAUUUCACCAAAAGUAAAUUAUUUCCCAGAACAUCUCACUUCUAUGGAAAAAAUCGAGUGGAAUCCUCAUAGUUUACCUUAUUCAAUGCAACAUUUUGGGUAUUAUUUAAUAGCAAAGAAAUUAGUCGAAACAAGUGAGCAAAUGAACUUUAUGCAUCCAUGA
This is a messenger RNA of Rotaria sp. Silwood1, 303 nucleotides long. The record is from the annotation of a GenBank genome assembly. NCBI's taxonomy places the organism in Eukaryota, Metazoa, Rotifera, Eurotatoria, Philodinida, Philodinidae.